AUGAAUUUACUUUGGGCUCCCUGUGGCGUUUUCCACCAUUUUUCCUUUGUCUCCGCUGUCCCUAUGUACAGUUGUCUCAUAUCCAGCAUGGCGUCUUCAUAUUCAAACACCUCACCUUGGAAACCAUUUCUUUUCCUUCUUUCUCUUCUCCUUUCAGUUUCAGAUGCAACAGACUCUCUCCCUUUCAUCAAUGCUACAUCAGUAGAUGUGGGCUUCCUGUGGGAGCAUCCUAGACAAGAGAACCAUCACUCAACUCGUGUUAUAAUAGCUGAUAAUCACCUUAAAAGUGUCUUAAGCCUUAUCUGCUUUAUUUCGCCACCUCUACCCCACACACCUGAGUACGAAGACAAAAAGAAUGAACUAGUUAGAUGGGAAAAGAUUACGACAAGGGGUGCAGAGGCUGUCAAUAAUGUUCGGUAUUGGGCAAGUGAUAGGACAACAGUUGCUAUUAAGUACGACAAUAUUACCUCAGAUGUAAUUGGCAGCUAUACAUGCUCUUAUGGACAGUUAUCAAAAUUAAUUAAUGUUAAUGUUGCCAACGUUGACAUAGUAAAGGCAUUGAAGAUGCCAACAAUGUAUGAAGAAGUCAAGAAUUAUGCAACCCACAUGGAAGAUACAACAGGGAUUGCAGGCUGGAAUAACGACAAGUCUCUUUCCCAGAGUAAAGGGUCAAGUCUCUCAUGUAAACAUGCAGCUGUGAUUAAAUCCAAGGAUUCUCCUGCAACAAUCCAUACUGUUCGGCCUGCGGACAUCACAGUUAUUGCUGCAGUAGGCGAUGGUUUCACAACUGGGCUUGGUGCUAGAGCUACUUCAUGGAACGGAUUUUUCACUGAAUACAGAGAAACAUCAUGGAGUAUUGGAGGAGAAGGACAUCUUAACCAAACUACAACUUUGCCAAAUAUUUUCAGAGAAUUUAAUCCUGGAUUGAAAGGCUAUUCUACACAAGCUAUGAACAGUUUGGAGUUGAACAUGGCUACCUCUUUUUCCUCUUCAUGGGAUCUUGAAAAACAAGUCAACCAGUUGAUUACAACAAUGCAGAGCAACAAGGAAAUUGAUUUCAAGAAUGAUUGGAAGGUGCUGACUAUAUCUACAGGUGUAACAGACCUCUGCCACAUCUGUAAAGACCCAGACAGAUUCAGUGGAAGCCACUACAUCAAGAAUGUGAUGCAUUCACUAAAUAUUCUCAAAAAUAAGGUUCCCAGAUUGUAUGUUAACUUGGUACCUCCAAUGGAUGUCAGUGUUCUGUAUGGACUGUAUGAUAAGAAUCCUUCAUGCCAUAUCAUGCAGUGGAGCGCUUGUCCUUGUGCUGCAAGACAAGACAAAGCUGCAAACAAUGUUGUUUCUAAAGCUGCCAAGAAGUUCACAUCAUUGCUGGAGGAACUGGUCAACAGUGGUAUCUAUGAUCUGACAGAUCAAUUUACUGUGGUUAUUCAACCAUUCAUGAAAGGUGGACCAAAAGACAAGACUGGAGGAUUAGCAUCACGGGUGUUUGGACCAGAUUGCCUGCACUUCAACACUGAAGGCCAUGCUGCAGCAGCUAUUGCUUUAUGGAACAACAUGAUGGAACCCUUGCACGACAAGAAUACAAUAUGGAAUACAGAACAGACACCGAAAUGCCCAAUGAACGGUCAACAAUAUUUAUCUACCAAAGUCAACAGCAACGUAGUCACGACCUUUGACAGUGAAGACGACACGUCCACAGAUAUCCCCCCUGCGGCUGCUAUUACUCUCUCUGUUUUCCUAAUUGCUGUAGUUCUAUCGAUAACGUUCUAUGUGUGGAGAAGUAGAAAAUCAAGACCAUACACUGAUACUAUGAGACUAUUAGAAUUCCCCUACAAACCGAGAUUAUAGGAUAGAAACGAUAGUGUUGACGUCAUCAAAUAGACAGAGAAUGAGAUGUGUGUAUUGACCCGGCGAAGGUAAUAGAUCCCUGAAUAUGGUGCAUGCUUUUGAAACUAAGCUACACCGCCAGACGACUACGGUUUUACGGUAAAUUUGGGUUGGGAAACAGGAUCUUAAACGAGACUGAUAGCGGCAAUAACGACAAUAUCAAUAGGAAUAACAUAUUUAACAGUAGCAGCGGUAUCAACGACAACAAGAACAACAGUAACACAAACAACAACAGUAACACAAACAACAACAACAACAUCAAAAACGUGCUAAAACUUGUGAGCACAUUUUUAAUCAUCCUCCAAUUGUUUUACAUUGUUAUUUUUUCCUUUUCUAAACCCUGGGCAUUACCAAGGUAUCUUCUAGAUAAUUGAAAUCGUUUCACUUGUACCUCUACCGUAUUUCUUCUUUCUCUUCGCCCUUCUGGCUUCUCCAGAAUAGUGGUAAUGAAUGACAGGUUUUGGAACAUUGUGUUAGUUACUUGUAUCUUCGCUUCUUAUGGAGCAUCACAUAAGGCGAGACACCGUUCUCUCGUACCAAAUUUUACGUUACAUCAAGAGAGCAUAAGUAUUUGUAUUUAUGCUCUCUUGUGUAUAUAGAGUGCAAACAAUAUAACCGUGAAACUUUAGUAAUACUAAAUAGCACAAUUUCAUGCAAAUUUCAUUUCUUUCUAUUGCUUAAUUAGCACUUUUGUACUAUUUAGUAAUUAGUGUUUCACGGAUUAGGUCUAAUUGUUUGCACCCUACCUACUUGCAAGAACGUUGUCAUACGAAAAUAGAACAGUGAUUUAGUGGGAUAGGAAUUAUAUUAAAAAACAAAAAAAGGAUCACUGAAGCUGAAUUUUUUCCUUUUGUCUUUUAAUAAAUUCCUUUCUCACUAAAUUACUAAUGUUCUAUCCUUGUAUGACAACCUUCUUGCAAGUAGGUGUAUAUAAUAGAUAUAGAUUUUAUUGCAUAAAUGUUAGAAAAACCGCGUGACAUUCCUUAUUGUUGGAGUGAAAAUAUGUGCAAUUUGUAAUAAUAAAAUUGUGAUUUUAAUUGUAAA
This is a messenger RNA of Actinia tenebrosa (Australian red waratah sea anemone), 2934 nucleotides long. Its product is annotated as phospholipase B1, membrane-associated. Lineage: Eukaryota; Metazoa; Cnidaria; Anthozoa; Actiniaria; Actiniidae. Gene Ontology annotation, biological process: phospholipid metabolic process. The record is from RefSeq and is a predicted model, not a curated record. Gene Ontology annotation, molecular function: glycerophospholipase activity.